CGUCGGUGGCCACCAGCACCAGCCCGUGCAUGUGUCGGUCGAUGGCAGUCGCGUGGCGUGCGCGAGCGGCGCCUCGGUGCCCUGGCUCGCCUCCCACCUGUACAGGCCGACCUCUCGCCGGAGAUGGUGGAUCGCCACGCCUUGCACGCGCAGCUGAACCGCAGCAGCGACUCGACGGGCAGGCGGGCCAGGAUCUCCGAGACCAGCUCGUGAGGCAUGUACGGCGUUCCCGUCGGCCUCUUCUUCUUGGCUGCUGGCGGUGCCCUCUCGCCGUCGUCGUCCAUGGCCUGGCCGGCCGCCGGAUGAAUGGAUCUCUGAUUCUCUGGCCUCAGCCCGCGUGCGUGACGCCGCCGCCGCUGGAUGCCAAAACGAGGUUUCCCUGUCGAUACUUGUCCCGCCGCCACUGAGUAGAGACGUUGAGGCCGACCGCCGACGCCGAGCCGCCAUGGUCGCUCCAGUCUCGCCGUUCGCUGCUUGAGACCAAGCUCGUCUGUGCGGGCCAUCGACGCUUGUUGCCGCCCGAUUUCGCGCCCACCCGCCGCAGACGCAGGCCGCUGCUAGUUCCGCGGCCCCGCCGGCCACACCUUCACGGGCUGCCACCGGACCGUCGGACGUCUUCGCAUUCGCAGUGCAGGCUUCGGUUCGGUUCCGCUGUUCUGCAUCUCCCGGACCCGGCAACGGCAAGAGGCCCUGAUCUCCCGAUGCAAUGACAACCCCAAGGCAAGCUGAGCAGACGAGCCACCAGCUAGUUACUUUCACCUACUGACCUGCCCAUUUUGGUCAGCAGGAGCGGCGGUGGAGUGAACACAAGAUCUUCCGAUAUGUCUGAAUCUGGCACUACGCCGCCUCCUGCUGCGCCAUUGCACAGUGACGAAUCCGUCAGACCAAACAAGCUUAAGAGGAAACAGAUGAGUCCCAGCUCAGAUAUCUGGGAGCAAUACAAACGGAUGAAAGAUGAUCCCAACAAGGCUAUAUGCAAGUACUGCUCUGAUGUGCUUUCCUGCCAUUUAAAAAAGAACGGCGCCUCCUCGCUGGUCUCUCAUGCAAAAUGGUGUACGCAGAAUUCUGACAGCAACGAAACUCAAUGUUUUGAUCGACCUGAUCCUGAUGACCCAUCUCGCACCACCCUAUUUCGUUGGAAAUACAAUGCUCGAGAAGCUAGGACAGCUUUGGCCCGUCUGAUUAUUGAAGAUCCACUUGUGUUUUCACAACACCGAGGUUUUAGCGGCUUCACGUCCAAGAUUUGCACUCGGUUUAGCGUUCCUCCCAGGAAAACAGUAUGCAAAGAUGUUCUCUGCGUUUAUGAAGAUGAGAAAGCAAAGGUAAAGAGCUUCUUUCAGGAAUCUCAUCAAAGGGUUAGCCUCUCCGUCAGAACGUGGACAUCUUCAAGGCUUCAGAAGUACAUGCAUCUCACAGCCCAUUACAUUGACAGCAAGUGGAAACUUAACCACAAAAUACUCAACUUCUGUUUACUAGACAACCACAAGGGGGAAGACAUGGCCAAAGCACUCGAUUCAUGCUUGCUUGACUGGGGUAUUGAGAACGUCACUACUAUUACUAUGGAAGAUGCAAGCUCAAAUGAUAUGGCUAUAGAGUACAUUAGGACAGCUUUGAAAAAUCGGGGUGCGAGCAUUUUACAAGGUAGAUAUCUUCACAUGAGAUGCUCGGCUCAUAUUGUUAAUCUCGUGGUUCAAGAUUGCUUGGAGGCAAUUUCUCCUUCUGUCUCUCGUAUCCGUGAUGCUGUGAAAUAUGUUAAAAGCUCCACUUCAAGAAUGAGCGCUUUCAACAAAUGUGUGCAAUACAGCAAGGUAGAUAGCAGUGAGUUGUUGUGUCUUGAUGUGUGUACCAGAUGGAACUCAACAUAUGUUAUGUUAGAUAGGGCUGAAAGGUUUGAGGAGGCAUUUGAGAGUUUUCUACUUAAAGAUCCUGACUACAAGACAGAGCUGGGGGAGGGUAAUGGGGUUCCACAACACACAGAUUGGAUGCAUGCUCGUAAAUUUACCAAAUUUCUGAAACAUUUGUACAGACUCACAUGUAGCGUUUCAGAAACUGAGGAUGUUUAUUCCCACAUGUUAUUUCGACAUGUUGCUGGUAUAAACCAGCGGUUGAUAGGUUUCUGUGACGGCGAUGAUAAUACCUUCAAACCUGUUGCUAUUAAGUUGAAGGAGAAAUACAUCAAGUAUUGGGGGGAUCCUGAAGAGAUGAACAUGUUGAUAUUUGUUGCUGCUAUUCUUGAUCCGAGGAACAAGCAAUCUGAACAUUUGAAGGUACCUGUUUUAUUGACAUAUGGUGAGACUAGAGGUGAACAAGUAUUGAAGAAGGCAAAUGAGACAUUGCACUCUCUUUUUGAAGAAUACAAGUGUAUGUAUGAGCAAGUUGGAAGCCAAGGUGAUGGCUCAGAAACACAACCUAGUUGUAGUCGCAGAUCAAAGGUUAAUUACUUAUUUUAUUUAUGGCAAGAAAAGGAAAGAAAAGCUGCAGCUGCUGCAGCUGCUGCUGAUGGCAGAACUGAAUUAGAGAGGUAUAUUUCUGAAGAGGUUGUAUGUGACGAUGAUGAUUUUGACAUUCUCCUUUGGUGGAAAUAUAGAAGACACCUGUUUCCAAUACUUUCGCGCAUGGCUCGUGAUAUAUUGGCUAUCCACAUGUCAACAGUUUCUUGUGAAUCAGCUUUUAGUACGGGCGGUUGUGUUCUUGACGAUUUUAGAAGCUCGUUGCCUCCUUUGGUGGUGCAAAGUUUGAUAUGUGCACAAGAUUGCGUUCGUCAACCGUCGAAUGGCGCGAAGAGUUGAGUGAAUUAAAGGCAUCGUACUACAAUGCAACUGAUGUUUUGGAACCAGUUCCAACUUCCAACAGCAACCAUCUGCUGACUCAGAGUGGCACCGAUGCUUGAAGAAUGAUCGAAUGGCGCCAUGAAUAUGUGUUGGAACUUUUGUAAUUAUGGUACACGAUAGCUCAGAAUUUGGAUGUGCUAUAUAAUCCUCUAGUGUUGGAAGCUGGACUUUUCUUGAACGUAGUUGAAAGUUUGACUAUAAAUCUGUUAUACAUAUAUUGGGGCAUCAUAUAUUUUAGAACUUCAACUUUGGAGAUGAAA
Molecule: messenger RNA, 3091 nt
Organism: Lolium perenne
Lineage: Eukaryota; Viridiplantae; Streptophyta; Magnoliopsida; Poales; Poaceae
Product: zinc finger BED domain-containing protein RICESLEEPER 2
Molecular function (GO): DNA binding; protein dimerization activity
Source: RefSeq, a predicted model, not a curated record